Messenger RNA from Hypoxylon trugodes, 947 nucleotides. RefSeq names its product GGL domain-containing protein. Gene Ontology annotation, biological process: G protein-coupled receptor signaling pathway. NCBI's taxonomy places the organism in Eukaryota, Fungi, Ascomycota, Sordariomycetes, Xylariales, Hypoxylaceae. Gene Ontology annotation, cellular component: heterotrimeric G-protein complex. Bases 491 to 907 code for a protein of 138 amino acids. The transcript is spliced from 2 exons. The record is from RefSeq and is a predicted model, not a curated record. Gene Ontology annotation, molecular function: G-protein beta-subunit binding.
UUUUAUACCUAGGUAGGUACUUCUGUACUUUCCGUGCUUCUGUACUCCUUACGGGUACCAAUCUUAGGGGCCAGCCAACUCUUUCUUUGUUCCCCCAGCUCUUCCCAUAGUCUUUCCUUCACGUCUUUUUUUCGCUUCGACGAAUCCACCAUCCACGUCCUGACGUUGCGCUCUCUUCGUCGCCCCUUUCAACUUCUUUAGUGUGUAUUCCUUUGUUCUUGACGUCGCCUUUUGGUAUUCUUGUGUAAGUAACGCUCGCCCUUCUACUACUUGUUGUCAAACUUGUCUCGAUUGAAAACCCCCGAUUCCGAUACGGACGAAUUGGAAAUUGGCUAGCUCCCUCCUUGCAUUCCUCCCUCCCUUCCGAUAGGGGGCUAUGGACCCGCGAGACGCGAACAAGAUAGCAAUUCCACCCACUCCGACAGGAAAGAAAAUUCAAUCGGCAAUGAGACAUGCCUCUUAGCCGCAGCUGUUUUUACUGACUUGGGCCAUGUCUUCAAUAGAGAUUUACGAUUCUCGGACUUCGGGAGGCGCUGCAAGUGGCCCAGUCACACAGCCACAAGCUUUAGGACUAGAACCCCGACCCAGGACGGAUUCCAUCUCUUCUUCCAUCACCGCCAUCAAGAUGCCUCAAUACACCUCCCGAGACGUUGGCGACCCGUCGCAAAUCAAGAAAAACAAGCAAUCCAUGGCCGAUCUGAAGCUGCGACGAUUGACCGAGCUGAACAGCAGGCUGCGAGAAGACUUGGAGAGAGAACGAAUUCCCGUGUCGCAGGCAUCUAGGAGUAUCAUCGCGUAUUGUAAUAGCACGAGAGAUUACAUGGUACCGUCAGUAUGGGGAGCCGUUCCACGAGGAGAGGAUCCAUACGCGCCUCCGCAAAAUGGUGGAUGCUGCUUGGUCAUGUAGAGCGGGACACCACAAGCGAACAAGACCGACUAGAGACGCG